AUGGAUCGUGUGAUAUUCUUCUACCUCCUCAUCGCAGCUGCUUCAUUAGUCUCCAUCUCCGGCGAGGUUGAAGACAGUUUAAAUAAUCCGAUCAGGCAAGUCGUCCGGGAGGAGAAAGAUGAUCAACUACUCAACGCAGACCACCAGUUCACACUGUUCAAAUCCAAGUACCAAAAGACUUACAAGAAUCAGGUGGAGCACGACCAUCGCUUCCGUGUCUUCAAAGCUAACUUACGUAGAGCUAGACGUCACCAGCUACUCGAUCCCUCUGCCGUCCACGGCGUCACGCAAUUCUCAGAUGUCACCCCGAAGGAAUUCAGCCGCAAGUAUCUAGGACUGAAACAGCGGUUCCGUCUUCCUAACGACACUCAGAAGGCAGCAAUACUUCCGACUAAUGAACUCCCGACGGAUUUUGAUUGGCGUGAACAUGGAGCUGUCACUCACGUUAAAAACCAGGGUCUGUGCGGAUCAUGCUGGUCGUUUAGCACCACAGGAGCUCUUGAAGGAGCACAUUUUCUAGCGACUAAAGAGCUUGUUAGCCUCAGCGAACAGCAGCUCAUAGAUUGCGACCAUACGUGUGAUCCACAACAAGCUAAUUCAUGUGACGCUGGUUGCCGUGGAGGACUAAUGAACAAUGCUUUUGAGUACACACUCAAAACUGGUGGUCUUAUGAAGGAACAAGACUAUCCUUAUACAGGACGUGACCAUUCCGUCUGCAAGUUUAACAAGACCAUGAUCGCCGCGAUGGUGUCUAAUUUCAGCGUUGUCUCUGCGGAUGAAGACCAAAUCGCUGCAAAUCUAGUCCAGCACGGUCCUCUAGCUAUUGCUAUCAAUGCAUUGUGGAUGCAAACUUACAUAGGAGGAGUGUCGUGUCCGUAUGUAUGUUCCAAGAACCAAAACCAUGGAGUGCUUUUGGUUGGGUUUGGUUCAGCGGGUUAUGCACCACUCCGUCUUGAGGAGAAGCCUUACUGGAUCAUAAAGAACUCAUGGGGAUCCUUGUGGGGAGAGAAGGGUUACUACAAAAUCUGCAGGGGAAGUGAUAACAUCUGUGGUGUGGACACAAUGGUAUCUACCGUUGCUGCUGUUCAUACCAUACCUCAGUAG
Eruca vesicaria subsp. sativa (arugula) is the source of this 1104-nucleotide messenger RNA. The record is from the annotation of a GenBank genome assembly. Lineage: Eukaryota; Viridiplantae; Streptophyta; Magnoliopsida; Brassicales; Brassicaceae.